Struthio camelus australis is the source of this 9054-nucleotide messenger RNA. The record is from RefSeq and is a predicted model, not a curated record. NCBI's taxonomy places the organism in Eukaryota, Metazoa, Chordata, Aves, Struthioniformes, Struthionidae.
UGCUUUGCUGUAAAAGGCCAAUGGUGGGAGAGGAAUAAUAAAUGAACUAGUAUGUAAUGCAAAGAGACAGCCCUGACCAUCCUGGUUCACGAGUCAAAUGUCACUAGUGCAGAGUCAGAGCCCCAGAUGGAAACCUCAUGACUUGUCCAAUGAGCUGUGCAAAGGGUUUGGCUGCCAAAACUGCUCCCAUAUGUCCUCUGAGCCCACGGCCUCAGGUUCGGUUAAGGACCACAGUGCCAGCGCCUGGAAAGGCAGCCCUGCUGAGCCCUGUGCAACUUGAGGGGGCAGCGUCUGGCUGUACAACCUCCUCUGGUUUAUUAGAAACGGGUUAGGAGAUCAUGGCUGACACUGACGGAGAGAAAUUAGGAGAUUUCCUGCCUGCGCGAGGCUCAUAAGGCCCUGCUGCAUUGGGGUUGCAUGUGUCAGCAGCUCCGCAGUGCGUUUUGUGCUGGUUCCUGCUUGGGAUCUUUGUGGUUUGUAUCAGUCUCCCUGUGUCAUUUCUCAUGCCAUGGCCUAGCUUUAAAGAUUUUUGGAGGCUCUGCAUCUUGCUGACAGAGAUUAGUUUUGCUGGGAAGGCAGGUUUUGACUCUCUGGAGCACGUGCAUGCUUACCAACAGUUUGGUAGAACUACUGAUAAGGAGUUUCUUUUUCAACAGUAUAAAAACAGUAGUAUCCUUGAAUGGAGAUUUCAGCAUGGGCCAGCAGGAUGGAGGUUAGGAAGGAAUAAAUCUUGCAACCUCUGUCCAGCUGUGUCCUCUGGCAAAGACAGCUCAGGCUUGUUUAAGCUCGCCUUGUUAGCCAAAUUAGACAGCGCUUUCCAAAACCCAAAGCCAAGGGGCACUGUCUGUUAGAGUAUAAGAUGCUUUAAGUGGCUGUGGAGGUAACUGAUGCUGCAGACAUGCCUAGAGAAAUCUGAUACACCUUCUUUUUGAUCUAAACUCUUGGGGUGAAAUCUCAGUCUCCUGGAAAUCAAUUUGCUUUUUACAGUCCUUGGUUCCAGAGCGCAUCUUGGCUGCAUCCUGACUGUGUGGGGGAGAAAUUAGGCUGUGCACCUCAGGUGCCCACCUCUCCUUUCCAUACUAGCAUGUGGGCAGCAAGGGAGCCAUGGGGCACUGCAGUGUAAUCUUUAGCAAAGGACAGUCAGGAGACCAGGACCUCAGGCAAAAGGCCUGCAAUAGGAUGCGUGAACAUGUCAGGGCCAGGACUGCUGGGUGCUCCUUGGAGCUCCCCCAGCAUGUUUGUACCUUCAAACUCCACCAGCUCGGCCAUGCAGUCAGAGGCACGAGGACCGAAGCUCUGUGCUUCAGAGUCUCUCUGGACUAGAAAUGAACAGACUCUGGUGGAAAAUGAACGGAAAGCUUUGUGAGCUGCCGAGUCUUUGGGACACCAUGUCCCAUCGUGCUGUGCUUUACAGAAUAACGGUAAGCUCCUUAAAGGUUACACUUGUUUUAACGAUAUUACCACCCCCUCUAGGAACUAAGGGUAAAUCUCUGUAAUCCUAUCAUGCUUAUGCUUAGUGUUUGCUAUGCUCACCUGGCAUUGGUCUGUUUUCACUAUGGUCUCAACUCACCUGUGUGAUUUUGUAGGGUGCUGAAGAUGGCAGGCAGUUCCGCUCCUUGGAUUGGCAGUGCUUAUCUCUUCCUCCAGUCGACGUGCAAGACUAUUGCUCUGCCUUCUCUUUAUGAAAGCUCCCAGAAGAAACCUAGCAUCUUCAAGGCUCUCAAGCUGGCAUUAGCAGACUCCACCGGCAGCCUGAAUGGUGUGGACAUGCUCAAAGUGCACUGCAGCCACCCGCACCUGAUAAUCCAGCUCAAGUUCUGCAAGCAGGAGAACUGCCGCCGCUUCCUGCAGAGUUACCGGGAGGGAGCGCUCCAGGAGUCUCUCCAGAAUCACCUCCAGCUCUCCUUGGCCAUGAGCACAGUGCCUCUUGAAAUGGAGCUGAAGGCUGGCAGCGAGCACCUCGACAACAUGCUGAAGGAUGAGGACCGCUGCCUAGAGUGCAUCUACAAAGAAAAGCCUGACCGCCUGAGGGAUGAGGAAAUCACAGAGCUGGAGGAGUGUCUCAAGAGCCUGGUUCUUCACCAGAACUUCAGCAACAAUAUGACUGCAAAAGAUUGCAUGUCUCCGAACUCCCUGCGUCUACCUUAUCCAUCUCAAGGCAGCUCCCUUUCCCCAGAAGUCACCUUUGUCUUUCAGGAACAACAAUUUGCCAACAGAAUGCUCACGUCAGACGACCAUCAAAAAUUUGCCAAGCUCGUGUCGAAGAAAUGGAAGCAAGUGGGUCGCUCCUUGCAGAAGAACUGCCGUGCCCUGCGUGAUCCUGUUAUUGAUAACCUGGCCCUCGAAUAUGACCGAGAGGGACUAUAUGAGCAAGCCUAUCAGCUGCUUCUCAGAUUUAUCCAGUCGGAGGGGAAGAAGGCCACAAUAGCGCGGCUGAUUGCAGCCCUGGAAGAAAAUGGUCUCACCAGUUUGGCUGAGGAGCUCUUGGGCCUCCAUUCCAACGAGGACUCCUUCUAGAGCCCAAGGGGUAGUGGCAUUUGCUAAGGGCUUUCUUCCUUUGCAUGAGACUGCUGCUAGUGUCCUGGGCAUGUAAAGCCCUGAAAAUCACUGCGGGUUUCUGCGUAGCUGGGAAUGCCCAGGGGAAAGGUUCAGUGCUUGCAAAAGCCAGCAUGGAGUAUUGAACUACUGCUCUGAUGUUCUUUAUUUCAUUCUGUUUCCAGAAGUCAACAUUACCUUCCCACGAACUGGUGAGAAAGGCUUUCAAACUGAAUUCCUUCAGGACUGAAACGUCGCAGUGAAGCAGCCAGACAGUUAAAGAGCCCUAGAGUGGCGUGGGAGAAAGGAGGAACUCAAGGAAGGCAUCUCAGAGACUUUCUGUGGGGAGCAGACAACACCAGGUUUCUCAGGCUGUGGCGUAGGGCCAUCCCUGGGGCCACCUGGGGAGCUGGAAUAUGUUUUUGUAGUGAAUAGUGAAGACAUUAUGCUCUCAGGCAUGCCAUCAAGCAAAGAAACAGGGGAAAUUAAGGAAAGGUCAAAUUUAUCUUAUUAGACUGCAAAAGACGACCACUGUGACAACUUAAAUAAUCUUUGGCCUCUUUUCUCCACCCCCAAAGUAGUUAGGUAUCCAAUGUUUUUUUAUUUUGUUUUUUUUAGAAAAGCUACAUCAUCUUUCUCUUGACAAGGAUAAGAAGCACUGGCCUACACCAUGAGCUGGAAGAUCCUGACAGGGGGGACGUACGUACACAGCCAACAUUUUCCUUCUUCCUUCUUCAAACAGGGAACAUCUCAUGGGAAGUGCCCUGCCACACCCCACUAUAGCUCCUUCCCACCUCUCACCACCUGAAGGUUUCCCUUUUCCCUGGGACAGUAAUAACCUUCCACAGGGCACAAGAUUCCUACUGUGGAAUGAUCUUUGGGCUGUGAACAAGCAAUAAUGGACAAGCAUACAAAUUCAGAGACUGGUUCUCAACUUUUUCUGGACCCUGGGCAGUAACAUAGUAACUACAUCACACUUAGCUCUUCCCACCAACCAGACUGAGCCUGAAUCUGUGCAAAGGAAAACACAGUGCUGGAAGAAAAAAAAUGCAGUCUUGUAGUCAGCACAUUACCUCCCUGGAACUGCUGCUUUAAGAUGUAUUGCAGCAUCAAAAACCAUCCUGACCCCAAUCCACAGAGUUGAGCAAUCACCUCUGGCCAGCUGGCUGCUAGUGCCUAUGCUCACUUCUUAAAAACUACCCUUGGCCUGCUGAGUUCAACAGAGCACAUAAUUUACGCGACGGCGUAUCACAAGCGUCAGGACUUGCACAGCGCCUUUCCCUGGCAAUGCUGUCACUGUGUGACAAGUGGCAUCAGCUGCUGUGCCUGGAUUUACCUGCCCUGAUUUUGAGGGUGAAAAUUGCUUAAAGGGACCCAAACCCCGGGGCUAACCUGUGCUUGCAGUUCCAUCGAAAGAAGCCUGUCUCCAGGGAUGGUUGAUAGAGACUGCGACAGAGCAGAGCUUUUAUCUUUGCCUGUAACAAAGCACAGAGCAACAAGUGUCUAGCAUGUCACGGGUCCCCGUAAAGCACAACAAACAGCUUGGUUACCUUUGAUGUAUUUCUUAUGGUUUCCUAUGUUUUUACUUACCCUCUUCUAUUAAUUCCAUCCCUCUUUGACCUUCUCAUCCAUGAUAAUAGCAAAUUGGCCCUGGAAUUUAUUUCAGGUGUAGAGGGUGGCCCUGUCAGCACUCGUAAGCAUGCGUGUGCUUGCAAGUUUUGGCCCACUGGCUGUACCUCAUAGUAAUGUCAGCUUUCAGAUGGACAAGCCUGAUGGCCUUUUAAACCACAGCUCACCUCUUAGUGCAUCACCGGAGACAAAGCUGUGAUUUGGUAAGGCGGAACGCAACCUUGGAUUCAGAUGUGGGCUCCGAUCAGAGCUAGCAGGGCUGGCGUUACUCCCUCAGCUUCUUCUAAAACGCAUACUGUGAUCAUCAGUAGCUAAUCCAAGAUGCAGAUCAACAGGAUGUAGAUGGCUAACUUUUACCAAAUCUGAGCCCACAUGCCUCAGAUGAGCUGAGCCUCACAUUCCUCAGUGUGAGCCUGAGGAAUCUGGCAUUUGACUGCAGACCUUGGGGAUUAUGUACACAGUGUGAUAGUAAAUGGAAAGGAUCAAAGACGGAGAGAAUGUGUUCAGGGUGCAAAUCUGGUCCCAUCUUGCCCUUAUCGUCAAAGGAAGCAGAACUUCAACUAUACAAAGGGUAUGGCGCUAUGGCAUUUUAUUAAGCCUUCCUCAGUCAGUGGUAUAGCGGUCUCAUCUCCCCCAGUUCUGGUCCAUGUCCUAUCUUCUCCCUUACAGUAGUACCAGUGCUGUCCCCAAAAGGAAGCAAGUCUGCCAGUUUUGCUUUUGGGACCGACGUGGCAACGCUGAUCAUAGUUAGUUUAGCCUGCCAUGGAACCGUACCUCGAAGCAUUUAGCUUUUACGCCAGAUCAUGGCUGGAGACCUCUGUUUGUCAGGAAGGCAUCUGGCAAAUGCUAUUAAAAAAAAAAAAAAGUAAUUUUCAAGUUUCUGAUUAAGGGCAAGAGAGUUUACUCUUGAUUUUGCAAAAGUGAUUUUUAGAGUGCAGGAUCAUAUGCAUAGCCUAUUGUCUCAUUUAUAAAGACUAUUUCUAAGUUCUCAUACUCUAGCUAUUCAUGUGCACAACGUUCAUAUACCAUUAUAAGGCAGCCACUCAGUGGUGAAAACUGCUAGCUUUUAUAUCAUCUGUUAGCGCUCACAACGAGAAAGGCUUAUUAUUCAGCAUCUACUUAAGUCUGAGAAACUUUUUCACUGCCAUUACUGUUUUAAAGAGGACUAAGCAUGAAUGAUUUUUUUUUUUUUGUAAUGCAAACCUUGUGCAUUUUAUUCCUCUGCAAGCAACUGGCACGUGCGUUUCCUCUGACUCAUAGAUUCCCUCUCAAAAGCGCCAUUAAGCACUGGAGCUCCUGGCAACCUUUGUGGAAUAUCAUCAUCUUUAACAGCAUUCACAGGUGCCUUCAUUGCACAGAGACGAAAGAAAAGGGUUUUCCAGUGAUAUUCCGUAGUGGAAUUGUCUUGAGCGCAUAGCAUGGUUUAGGACAAUAGCAGUGGCUGUUUCAUACCUUCUUUUCAGUGAUCAGUUGUCAUCCAUGGCCAUAUCUUAGAUGCAGCGAAAACUCGAUUCGAUUUCCAGUGGGCUCCUUCCUGCCAAAAGAGUUGGGUUUCACAGAAGCCCUAGGAUAAAUUCAGAUAUAGAGGGGUGAGUACACAGUGUCAUUUGCAUUGAUUUGGCAUUUGGUUAGGUCUUGACUCUGAAUUUAUUUCUGUUGUAUCCGGAGGAUUUUACAGCAGUUUUACUCCAGCGUGCAAAGACAAGGUAACCUACAGCCCAGUGGGCAGAAGGAAACAGUCAGAAAGGAAAAACCAUUUGCAGAGAUUUGUUGAAGAAAUUAGCGGGACAUCUUUACCUCUGACGUUAAUGCAAUGAAUGGAACUGGAAAAAGAGUUAACUGUUCGGGGAGCCUUUACUGAUACACCAGAACCUCAGCACUAGGCAUGAGCCCCGAGUGCUGCAGUAGGCGCGCUAGGGCAACUACCCAGGGUCAUGCUGCUUGCUGUUGACAAGAGGAGAGUACUUGGGCAGCCCGCGUUUCCUGUCUUGCUCUCCUCGUUUCCCGCGGACUGUUAGUUGCACACAGAUUGCACCACUCAAACGCCAGAGACGUGCAAAUGCCACUCCCUUGCUAUUUACACUGAUUAGCUCAUGUCUAGUGUGUGAGAUAAUAGGCCAAAAUUAACACUCCUGGUGAAUUCGGCCUUAUCCCUUAACAGCUCUUCUUGUAUUAAGAUCUACCUGAGGGAUUUGGGGGUGGGGGGGUCAGAGUCAACCAUGCUACAAAAUAGCACGCAAUACUAAAAGCAAAUAAAGGCAUUAAUCAGUUGUGUAUGAAAAAUGAAAUAGACAAAAUAUGGCCCAAAGAGCAGAAACCAGGCCAAAAUGAAUUUGCAGGAAGGGAUCCAAGAGGGCUUUUUCUUGUGGUACAGAUUGUUUUUGUAGUUUUAGCAGCGUUUCAAAUUUGAAAUGGGCUCCUUUCAGUCUGCCAGAAGGAAUAAACGCUCUGUCCGAUCAAGAAUUGGAAUGGCUUUCUUGGGCUUAGCCAAGCUACAGUGUUCAAGUGGAUAAUGGCAAAGAGCAGAAGGAAAGUUAAAAUUGCCGCCAUAAAUACUUUGACCGAAAGCAUCCGCUAGAAGUAAACCUGAGCGAACAUCCUGAUUUAAAAUUGUCACAAAGGAAAAUAUCAUACUGCCCCGGAGAACAGAGUCAGGAAAAGCCUGGCAUUAGCCCUCUUAAACGCUUGUUAAAAAUACACUGGUUUACCUUGUUGAAGAGGAGCACGCACCAUCGCAGCAGGUUAAUGAAGACCAUUGAGAGGGGAGGUGCCCCAUUCAAGCAGCUUCAGUUCUCACACGCCACAGCUACCUAGGGUGGACAAGUGCGUCAUCCCAAAGCUCUGCUUGACUUAAAAAUAAGGAAAGGGUUUCAGCAUUACUGAUCUGAAGCGCUUAAAAAUCAAGCCCGAGCUUAAAGAAAUCAUAAAAUUUGCAUACAGGUUUUCAUAGCAAGUCAAAUUAGAAAAAAAGGUCAAGUGACAACUUGCAGCAGCACUUCCCAGCUUUACGUUUUCAAUUUCAUGCCUACCUUUGAAGAGACACAUAUCUAGACUUUUUUUAACACAAGCUGGGAUGCUAAUGCUAUAGCAUUUCAGGUUUCAAACCUUUAUGAGAAAUGUGAGCCCCCGAGUAUAACAGUUUGCUGGAGUUUCCUAGCUAGAAAGUCUCAGGCUCUACACCAGAUGAGGGUCUGGCCAGUUGUCUUUUGUGCUGAGAUGGGCCCAGACUUUGGGGUAAUUUACAGUUUUUCCUCUUCUGGAUUGAACUGGGCGAAAGGAUUUGGCCAUACAUCUCAUAUUUAAAUCAGCAGGAGACAUGUGGUUAAGUCCCUUCGCCAUCAGUGGAAAAAUCCCUUGCUGACCUUCUACUUCCAAAUUUCUGAGAUAUUCAGCAUCAGGUCUGGAUUGGCCAUCUACAGCUAUGGACUACAACAUCAUGUGUACUCAGGUCUAGGAUAUUCAACCUCCAAGGAAUUAUCUUUUAUAUAAGAAAGCACUUUGUUCUAUUUUUGUCCAAACUUUUUAUAAAUAAGCAUAUAAUUUUGAUGAAGAGUGCCUCAGACUUUCUUUUUUAAACACUAAUGCAGUAGUAAGCAGAGAGGGGUUCACUGAAGCUCUCACCGUGACAGACGUCACCAGCUCGUUCAGAAGGCUCGUCUGAAGUGUCUGGAUGCCCAGCAGGAUCCUGUCCAAAGUCACAUGUGUUUCUACUGACACUCCAAGGUUGGUGCCCCUCCUGCAGUUUAAUAGCUUUGAUUACAAGUUGAAACCAAGCUAAGCCACCCAGUUUUUCAGGUUUGUUACUGCUUUGAUGAACCUUUUCAGCCAGCAUGGCCAGAGGCAGAGGUUUGUCCCAAAACUAACACCUGACAGAGGUGCCCUCCUUUCUUUCAGUGUCAUUAGAUACCUCUAACUCCUCCUGGUCCACACCGUCAUUGCAAUACUCAAGUGCUUCCUACUGUUAAUGAGCUUUCUCACAACCUGCAGAGGCUAGGGAAGGUUAUUUGCCUUUUAGGUUGGGAAGUGAUGAGCCAGAGCACUAAAUCUUGUUCAGCAAGUUCGCACAGGAAGUCACAGACUGACCAGAGGGAAAUUUCUUUUGCCAUAAACUUCAGCAGAGCAGUGUUUCGCCCUAAAUCACUGAAAUCUCAGUGCAUACUUUAAAACCUAAGCUCAACUGUCCUUUAUUCGCUGCAAAGCUAUAUUUCUAAGCACAUGGCUUGAUGCCUUCAAGAGUAGCACGGCAGGGAGCAGGGCUCUCUGCGUACCAGUGGCAGGAGCGACAUCUGGCACGUGGCUCACUUAACUAACUGUCGUGCCAACAAACCACCCCAUGGCCCAAGGGGCAGUGUCCCAAUCUUGCAAGACAGCGUGACAGGCAACGGGACAGACCAAGGGCAGAGAUACUAAUGAAUCAUCCACGGAAACACAAAAGCAGCACGCGCUCUGGCAAGACCUUUGAUGCCAAGCAACGUGCCUGUAACUGCCUGCUGAGAGAUGGAGCCGUGUGGCCUCUCCUUUUCCGCCCAGAUUUGCUCUGCAGGCUGCCGCGGCUCUCUGUCCGGCAGGGCGCUCUGGAGGAGGUCUCUGAGGCUCUGCUGCGGUCAAAAAAUCACCUCAGGCCCCACUGAGCUGGAAGCUCAAAGGUCAAACAACAGCAAGUUUAGCAGCCGAACCCAUCAGACCCAGUUGCUGGCCAGGUCCUCCUGGCUUGCGCUUGGACUCUCUAGUGGCUAAUAUGGCACAAACGCUGCCUGAAACUCCUGCCACAGUUGGGACAUUCAUGAAGUCUGUCCGUCUCUCUUGUAUGUAACUUCUGUUUUAUAGAAAACAGACCUUUUGUUUGUUCUCGCAGAAUUUCCAGUCAUCUGUGAAUCUCCUACCUCUGUC